GGAUUCCUUGGGGUGUCUUGUCUGUCCCUCCGUCAUCCAGUUCCUUUGUCGUUUUGUGCGCGACUGCAUGCGUUCCUUCCUUCCUUCCGUCCUCACUCUCUUUCUGUCCCUCUCCCUCUCUCCCUCUCUCCCUCUCUCCCUCUCUCCCCUCUCUUUGUCGCUCUGUCUUUUCUCUCUCUUCUGUCCAGUUCUUGUCCUUCGCUUCUGUCUCGCCCUUCUCCCCCUCAUCUUGCCUGCGCUCUCACAGCCGUCCGAAGGGCUCCUCUCGAGGGGCAGGAAGGACCAUACAACUUCCUCCCCUCCUCUUCUCGCUCUGAACAAACGUGACUCACUGCGCAAAAGUAUACCGCUCUGCUCUCUAGUCCGUUGUUAAGCACCUACAGCUCAGUCGCGUCGGACCUUUCUCUGCUCCUAUCCCUUACCUCCGCUACGUCAUUACGCGGGUCACCACGCGCAAUCCUGAGCGCGUUUUCUUCCUCCUCUUUUUUUUUUUUUUUUUCCUGAUUGAAAUUUCCAAUUCUUACGCGCGAUUUGAGUAAUCUGCUAGAUACUUUGUACUUGUUGCUAGGCCGACGGGAAAAAGAGAGGAUCGACCCACAGCAACACACACACACACACACACACACACACACACACACACGCACACACACACACACACACACACACACACACACAGAGAGAGAGAGAGGCAUUGAUUGAGGGAAAGCGUUCGCGCAAUUUCACUGAGUAGCGCGGGGUGAUAUGGCGGGACGGGGCGUGGCUCGCGCGGAAGGGCGCCUUCAAGUUCUGAACGACCAAUUAACAGAGAGGCGAUUUUCUGAUCAUCAUUCUGUUGAUGCUACUACUCUCGAUAGGCACGGCGGCGGAGGAGGAGGAGGAGGAGGUUUAUCCCUGGAACCAACGAGAGGCAGCGGCGGCGGCGGCGGGGGCGGCGAGGGCGGCGGGGGCGGGGAGUUCGUACAGCACGCCGGGUACAGUGUCGUGCUUCCAGAGAAGCUUGCUGAGGGUAAGUGGAACGUCUACAGGUCCGCGAAGUUUCCCCUCCACCUCGUCCAUCAUUUCGUCGACAUCCCAUCUAUCUCCACCCUCCACGAGAAUUUCGAGUACGCGGAGCGCAGAUUCGCCAACGAGCCCGCGCUGGGCACACGUGUCCGUCCCGACGGGACCCUUGGUAAGUACGAAUGGCGGACGUACGCGGAAUGGGGGGCUGCGCGAUCUGCUUUCGGCUCAGGCCUGGUUCAAUUCGGCAUCCCCAAGGGGGCCAAAGUGGGUCUCUACUUCAUCAAUCGUGAGGAGUGGUUGAUUGCCGAGCAAGGCUGCUUUGCGUACGGAAUGGUCCCGGUCCCGUUGUACGACACGUUGGGACCUGAUUCCGUCAAGUACAUCUGUAAUCAUGCCGAUCUGACGGUGGUGGUGUGCACGCGGGACAAGCUGCAGACCGUUGUCGAGUGCUUGGACGAGUGCCCCGCUGUACGGCUGGUUGUGGUGAUUGGCCCGCCGGACCAGGUGGUCCCGCAGCCCCACUUGAAGAACCAGUGUGAAAUCGUCUCCUUCUCCAGACUGGAAUCGCAAGGCAAGAUUAGUAUCCUCCCCUUCGCCCCUCCCCAGCCGUCCGAUCUUGCCACGAUCUGCUACACCAGCGGGACCACCGGCAAUCCCAAGGGCGCGUUGCUCACUCACGCCAAUCUUGUGGCGGGAGCGGCCGGGAUCUGUACCACGAUCGAGGUCUACCACGGGGAUGUCCACAUGUCCUACCUCCCCCUCGCGCACAUCUACGAGCGGGCGAACAUUCACGGAAUGAUCCAUGUCGGGAUGGCCAUCGGGUUUUAUCAGGGCGACCCGCUCAAGCUGCUUGAUGACAUGAUUGAGCUCCGGCCUACCAUCUUCACCAGCGUGCCCCGACUUUAUAAUCGGAUUUACGAUCGGAUUAUGGCCACGGUGAAGAGCUCCGGGGGUAUCAAAGAGCGCUUGUUCCACGUGGCUUUCAAUGCGAAAAGGCGUGCUUUGGCUGAAGGCAGGACCCCCUCAUCCAUUUGGGACAAACUGGUGUUUAACAAGAUAAGGGAGCGGAUUGGAGGCAGGGUCCGCAUCAUGGUGACAGGGGCGUCGCCCAUCUCGCCGGAAGUGUUUGACUUUUUGAAGGUGUGUUUUGGCGGCAGAAUUGUCGAAGGGUAUGGGAUGACCGAGACUUCUUGUCUUAUCUCGUGUACGGAUGAUGGUGAUACCACGUCGGGACACGUGGGAUCCCCUAGCCCCUCGUGCGAGGUCAAGCUCGUUGACGUCCCUGAAAUGCAGUACACCUCCGGCGAUAAACCGUACCCACGUGGCGAGAUCUGCGUACGUGGUCCGAUCAUUUUCCAAGGGUACUUCAAGGACAAAGCACAGACGGCAGAGAUGGUAGAUGGGGAUGGAUGGCUGCACACGGGGGACAUCGGGAUGUGGCUGCCACGUGGCAGGCUGAAGAUCAUCGAUCGCAAGAAGAACAUCUUCAAGCUGGCCCAGGGGGAAUACAUCGCCCCGGAGAAGAUCGAAAACGUGUACAUACGCAGCCCUUUCAUCGCUCAGUGCUUCAUCCAUGGCGACAGCUUGAACGCCUACUUGGUAGCCGUCGUUGUCCCCGACUUUGAGGUCUUGGAGAAGUGGGCCAAGUCGAAAGGGAUAGGCAAGGUAGAAGAUCACGCCGCCUUGUGCGGCAAGAAGGUGGUCAAUGAUAUCGUGUUGACGUCCAUGAAUGAAGCUGCGAAAGAGGCCAAGCUGAGGGGAUUCGAGUUAGCAAAGAGAGUGUACUUGUCUGCAGAACCUUUCACGGUGGAGAACGGCCUCCUCACUCCCACACUCAAGAUCAAACGCCCGCAAGCGAAGGCUAUGUUUGCCAAGCAGAUCGACGAUAUGUACAGCGAGAUCGCCAAGACGGAAGGAUCGGCGGUCAUCAUCACUACCAAGUGAAGUAGCUGUUCUAGUACACUAUACCGCCUUGCUGAUGCUGAUGAUGAUGGUUUUGUUUCUCUCUCCUGCUUUGCGUAACCCCCACCAUGAACCCCUACUACUUGGUCCUCUUCUCUCUCCAUCCUUGGACCGGUUUGUCCUUCAAUGACCCCGCCGUUGGUCCUGUCCUCAGUUGGGGGGUUCUUGGCCCACUUGGUUCUCUUAUCUCUCGUGGUCCUUGAACCACGUGAUCCUUCUCUCUCUUCGUUCUUGAACCAUUUGGUCCUCUUGUCUACCUUGGUCUUCGAACCAGCUGGUCCUUGUCUACCUUGGUCUUCGAACCAGCUGGUCCUUGUUCGAACCAGCUGGUCUUUCUCUUACCUUGGUUCUCGAACGGGUUGGUCCUUGUCUACCUUGGUCUUCGAACCAGCUGGUCCUUGUCUACCUUGGUUUCCGAACCAGCUGGUCUUUCUCUUACCUUGGUUCUCGAACGGGUUGAUCCUUCUCUACCUUGGUCUUCGGACCAGCUGGUUCUUCGUCGCCUUGGUUUUCGAACCAGCUGGUCUUUCUCGUACCUUGGUUCUCGAACGGGUUGGUCCUUCUCUACCUUGGUUUUCGAACACGCUGGUCCUUCUCUACCUUGGUUUUUGAACCAGUUGGUCCUUCUCUCUUGGUCCUUGCGUGAACCACUUUGUCUUUCUCCCCUCAGCGUCGGGUCGGCGACCUCGACAUUGAAGAGAGCAGGCCAACGAAAGAGCAAAAUAGGGCGGAGGGCUUAAGAGAGCGGAGAACGGCUUUGACCUGUUUGAUCGCCCUGGUCGUUUCCGUCUGCCAGGUUCCGUCUCUGACCGAUGGGCGAGUGCCAAGGAGGAGGGAGAGAGGAAGGAAGCACUGAGAGAGGGAGAGAGAGAGAGAGAGGAGGAGGUGGGAGAGAGGGAGGGAGUUGUGAACUUUCACGAUGAGACCAUGAUGAUGAUGAUGAUGAUGAUGACGAGGAGGAGGAGAAGGAUAUUGAGUGGAAGAAGGGGAGGAGGGUAGGAACAAAAUCGAUUUUCAUUGGCGAGUUACAUUGACUGCGUCUUGUCGGUGUGAGAGAGAGAGAGAGGGAGAGAGUGGGAGAGACGAGAGAUUGCAUGAUGAAUAGACGACGACGACGAUGAUGAUGAUGAUGAUGAUGAUAAUGAGGAGGAGGAGGAGGAGGAGGAGGAAGGAGGAGGAGAAGAAGAGGAGGAAGACGGUACUGUUUGACAUAGUGGGUGAGAGAAGAAGAGGAUCCUUAUGGGGUGCCGUGCAUCUAUCUCUUCGCCUUCCCUCGUUAAUCUCUGGACACGUGUUGGGCGCUCGUUGAGAGUGAUGCGCGGCGCCAUUCUUUCGCGUUGCUGAAUAUUGUGAUCCUUGAUGGUUGAUGGUGAUGUCGACGGUGGUUGUUUCGUUUCUGGUGAUGAUAAUCAUCGUAGUAGUUUCGGUUUUGGCGAUGAUGAUGAUGAUGAUGAUGAUGAUGAUGAUGAUGAUGAUGAUGGCAAGGACGAGGAAGAAGGGGAAGAAGAAGAGUUGGAAUUUUUAUACCAGCGUUGAUAAGCUAAUAAGCUACUUCAGUCUUGAAAAAGUUGUAUUUGGAGAUUUGCAAGUGAGAUGAGAGAGAGAGGAGGCGAUCUCCUCACAGGCUACUUUAGUCUUAAAUUCGCGAGUUCAAUUGGGAAAAGAAAGCGCGAGAGAUUUAGAGAGGGAGGAGGGAGAGGAGUGGCCCUCUCCCCGGCGGCCCUACUUCCUUCGCGCGUAGUACGGAAUUUCGGUAGUCCGAGUUCUGUUGCCGCUUGAUUGGUGGUGAGAUGGAAAUGGAAGGAGAGAGAGAAGGGAGGGGAGGGGGGGGCGGGAGAGGGGGAGAGACGGGGAAGGGGAGGGGGGAAGGCUGAAGAGAGGAAGUGAAUAAGGUGUAGAUUAAUGUAAAUGGGAAAUGAGGUACCUCAGUACUUUGUGUAAGUCUGUUGUGCACUGAGUCGUUCGUAGGAUGAGCAAUCAUCAUCCUUUGAUAGGUAUAUAUAUAUAUACAGUUUGUCACAGCCCCUCGUUUGUUGUCCUCUUCUCUCUCUCUGCCUACGGUUUACCGGGCAGUUCUAUUUGUGGCGAUAUAUAUACAUGUGACCAUAUAUAUGACGAUAUAUACAUACAUAACAUAUAUAGCUACACAAGACUCCUGGGCGUUGUGUUUUUUUUUUUUUUUCUUGUCUUUUUCCUACUUCUUGCCAGUGCCGCUCGCCCUUACUUGAUGAUAGAGAUGCAAUACACAUACACACACUACAUAUAUACGUAUAUAUAUAUACAUUCAGACAUAGAUGGAUUGAGUGUUGAAGGAAAGGGAGGGGGGACCCUUCACUUUGUCCUUGUUCAUUUUUGCUGUGCUGAGUGAGUGCACUGCAGCAGACGGUUGACGUCAUCAACUGAAAACGGAACCAAAUCGUUUUCUUUUCCUCUUGGCGGUAAUAGAUUGAAAUCCAAAAGGGAACGGAACGGAAUGCAACGGAACGGAACAGAAAAUGGAACAGAAAACGGACCGCAGCAGAACGGAGCUGAAGGGGACGGGACGGAACGGUACUGAGUGCAGUGCACCAGAUGGUUUGUUGGCAUCAUUGGCUGAAAGCGGAACGGAAUCGUUUUCUUUUCCCCUCGGGGGUGAUAGACUGAAAUGCAAAACGGAACGGAACGGAACAGAACACGUCAUCAGGAACGGAAGAGAAUAACGGACUGGAAGGCGACGGAAAGUACACAAAAGAGGAGGAGAUGGGAGGAACGGAACCGAGCGAGUCGAAACGGAACGGAACGGAACGGGAUGGAACGGGAUGGGAGGAGAGGAGAAUGGGACUGCAACCGCGCGACAGGCCCAAGCGCACUGAUGUUGUUCGAACGACAGCAGGUAUAGUAAACCUCGGUUGGGCAGCUGAGCUACCGGUAGGCGGCUGGGCAGCUAAGCUACCGGUGGGUUUUGGGAGGAAGAAGGACCGGUAGCAGAUGGUCGAAACGAGGAGAAGGAGGGAGAAGAAGUAGAUGGCGCUGUAUUCAAGUGCUGGAAGGCAUCCAAAUUAUUCCCCGUCAGUCAUGAUGUGUGUAUUAUUUUACCCCCUUCAGAGGGGAUGAAGGAUAUGAGGGGGUCAUUCAAUUCGCCUUGUUGUUGGCAAAUGGAUGACACCGAUAUUUUUGGAAUUUGUGGGAGGUGGAUCGAGUGUUAUCGCGUUUUGUGCAUGAAUGUG
Chara braunii is the source of this 6170-nucleotide messenger RNA. Lineage: Eukaryota; Viridiplantae; Streptophyta; Charophyceae; Charales; Characeae. The record is from the annotation of a GenBank genome assembly.